AUGGAUGAAAUUGGUUCCUCAUCUAGAUCGAGGAGUCGGCUUGCUCGGGUGUCUUCUUCCCGGAAGGAGGAGGAGGAGGUGAGAUACCAGGAUGAUCAGGAGAUACCUGAUGCUAACCCUCCGCACGGGGAGGAGGAGGAUGGCUUCCCGGGGGGUCCUAGGGACACUUCCGUGCUGAUUUCCUACCACGAGCACGUCGCUCGACAUGUCUGGGAGGAAGAGGAAAGGGCGGCGCUAAAAAUGGUGAAUCACGCACGGAAGAUUUUUGAUCUGUUUAAACCAGAGGCGCAGUGGUUUAAUGAUGUGGUGACUGCUUCCGGGCUCGGUGGGUUGUGCAUAGCCACGGCAUGCAAGAGCUCUUAG
Messenger RNA from Vicia villosa (hairy vetch), 363 nucleotides. RefSeq lists its product as uncharacterized. The record is from RefSeq and is a predicted model, not a curated record. The transcript has 2 exons. Bases 1 to 363 code for a protein of 120 amino acids. NCBI's taxonomy places the organism in Eukaryota, Viridiplantae, Streptophyta, Magnoliopsida, Fabales, Fabaceae.